CAAUAACUUAUUGUUAUACAGUUUACCUCGAACCGUUUACUUUAUGUGUCGUUUUGUGUUGGAUAAUACUUAAAAUAUAGACAAUCCAUUGGCCCAUGAUGUCGCGACUGGCGGGCUGGUGGCGCCACUCGCUAAGCCGGCGGCCAGUCAUCACCAAUACCAUCACUUACGCUACCUUCUACACGGCUGCGGAGCUCUCGCAGCAAACCUUCAAUAAGAUAUACUCGCCAGAAAAGCCACCGCUGGAUUUUUCGGCUGCGGCCCGGAUUGUUACAGUCGGCAGUUGUUUAUACGCACCCACGCUUUACUUUUGGUAUAAAUUCCUGGAUAAAAAAUUCGUAGGUACAGCAGUAAAGAUGGUGGCCACUAAAGUGAUGACUGACCAGUUUGUUAUGACACCAGUACUUCUCGCCGCAUUUUAUAUCUUGAUGGGUAUAGCGGAACGUAAAGAGGAUAUCUUUGAAGAGAUAAGAGUCAAGUAUUGGAAGACGUUUAUCGCCAACCAAGCCUUCUGGAUCCCCGGGCAGACAAUCAACUUCUUCUUUGUACCUUCACAUUUGCGUGUCGUGUAUGUAGCCUCGGCUUCUUUCAUUUGGAUCAAUGUUUUAUGCUUCAUUAAACGACAGAAGACCGAAAAGACUGCGUGAGGAGAAACCAGCUAGUGCUACCAAACUUAUGUUUGAUUAGUUAUAACUGUUUAAGCAAACGUUAUUUGUAUAUCAUACGAUGGAUCACAAUCUGACAUCACGGCAGAUUACACAAAUCAAAUAGACUGCGAUUGAAUUUUGGAGUUAUGGAAUAUGUGUUAUAUGUAGACAUUUGUUUGUUAUAAAAUCGUAUCAACGGUUGUAAGAAUUAAAUUAUUAUUUAAGAAAUAUAGUGAUGAAAAUAA
Messenger RNA from Papilio polytes (common Mormon), 892 nucleotides. RefSeq names its product mpv17-like protein. NCBI's taxonomy places the organism in Eukaryota, Metazoa, Arthropoda, Insecta, Lepidoptera, Papilionidae. Gene Ontology annotation, cellular component: membrane; cytoplasm. Bases 96 to 647 code for a protein of 183 amino acids. The record is from RefSeq and is a predicted model, not a curated record. The transcript has 5 exons.